This is a messenger RNA of Molossus molossus (Pallas's mastiff bat), 3767 nucleotides long. It is a transcript of the gene VPS54, whose product is annotated as VPS54 subunit of GARP complex. The transcript has 24 exons. Gene Ontology annotation, cellular component: GARP complex. The record is from RefSeq and is a predicted model, not a curated record. NCBI's taxonomy places the organism in Eukaryota, Metazoa, Chordata, Mammalia, Chiroptera, Molossidae. The coding region runs from base 301 to 3234 and encodes 977 amino acids. Gene Ontology annotation, biological process: retrograde transport, endosome to Golgi; Golgi to vacuole transport. Gene Ontology annotation, molecular function: syntaxin binding.
UUGAAUCUUUAAUUUGUUUUUAUCAGUUCAAUUUGGUGGUGAAAGAAGAAAAGAUUGACAAUGGGGAUCACUUUUGCUGUUUAUCUGCUCUAUGACCUUAGAUAAAUUAUUCAGUCUUUCUGAGCCUCAAUUUUCUCAUCCAUAAAAUAGGAAUAGUGAUAAUCCCUAUAUUAUAAGGGUAUUGUGAGAAAUGAAUGAGAGCCAAGUGAGUGCUGGAGAUGGAAGACAUUGCUAAGGAGGUAGACCAAAGAGAGAAUAGAAGUUUACCAAUGAAGAGGAGUUGAGUGGUGAUUUUAUGCAAUGGCUUCAAGCCACAGUUCUUCACCAGUGCCUCAAGGAAGCAGCAGUGAUGUUUUUGUUAAAAAAGAGGUAGAUUCAACAAAACAUAUUCGACCUGUGCAGUCACUGCCAGAUGUGUGUCCCAAGGAACCCACAGGUGAUUCAAAUAGUUUAUGUGUUGCCCCAUCUCUAGUUACAGAUCAACAUAGAUGGACUAUAUAUCAUUCCAAAGUAAAUCUCCCAGCAGCAUUAAAUGAUCCUAGAUUAGCAAAAAGAGAAUCUGACUUCUUCACAAAAACAUGGGGAUUGGACUUUGUGGACACUGAAGUCAUACCUUCAUUCUACCUCCCACAGAUCAGCAAGGAACAUUUUACAGUAUAUCAACAGGAAAUCUCUCAGAGAGAGAAGAUUCACGAGAGAUGCAAGAAUAUUUGUCCUCCUAAAGAUACCUUUGACAGGACUCUCUUACAUACUCAUGAUAAAUCCAGGACAGAUCUGGAGCAAGUACCUAAGAUUUUUAUGAAACCAGAUUUUGCCUUGGACGAUUCUUUAACUUUUAAUUCAGUUUUACCAUGGUCUCAUUUUAAUACCGCUGGUGGAAAAGGAAAUCGUGAUGCAGCUUCCUCAAAGUUGCUACAAGAAAAGCUGAGCCAUUAUCUGGAUAUUGUGGAAGUUAACAUUGCUCACCAGAUCUCUCUACGUUCAGAAGCAUUUUUUCAUGCAAUGACCUCUCAACACGAAUUGCAGGACUACCUCAAGAAAACUUCCCAGGCUGUAAAAAUGCUUCGAGAUAAAAUUGCACAGAUUGAUAAAGUAAUGUGUGAAGGAUCACUACACAUUUUAAGACUGGCACUUAGCAGAAAUAAUUGUGUUAAAGUGUACAAUAAACUGAAGUUAAUGGCCACUGUACACCAGACUCAACCUACAGUACAGGUGUUGUUAUCCGCUUCUGAAUUUGUUGGAGCAUUGGACUUAAUAGCAACAACUCAAGAGGUUCUACAGCAGGAACUUCAGGGCAUUCACAGCUUCCGGCAUUUGGGAUCACAGCUUUGUGAAUUAGAAAAACUGAUAGAUAAAAUGAUGAUUGCAGAAUUUUCUACUUAUUGUCACAAUGACUUAAAUAGACCACUGGAAGACGACUGUCAAAUUUUAGAAGAGGAAAGACUAGUAUCUCUUCUAUUUGGACUUUUAAAACAAAGAAAACUUAAUUUUUUAGAAAUCUAUAGUGAAGAAAUGAUUAUUACUGCAAAGAAUAUCAUUAAACAGUGUGUGAUUAAUAAAGUUUCACAAGUAGAAGAACUAGACACAGAUGCUGUUACGAAGCUUGCAGAUCAGAUGAGAAUGUUGAAUUUUCCUCAAUGGUUUGAUCUGCUAAAGGAUAUUUUCUCUAAGUUUACAGUUUUUCUACAAAGAGUUAAGGCAACAUUAAAUAUCAUUCACAGUGUUGUUCUCUCAGUUCUUGACAAAAACCAAAGAACUAGAGAAUUGGAGGAGGUUUCACAACAGAAGAAUGCUGCAAAAGAUAAUUCACUGGACACAGAGGUGGCUUAUUUAAUCCACGAAGGCAUAUUUAUAAGUGAUGCAUUCAGUGAGAAUGAAUUAACACCUAUAGCAAUUGACACUACCUCUCAAAGAAAUGCAUCUCCAAAUAGUGAGCCCUGCAGCAGUGAUUCAGUAUCUGAACCAGAAUGUACUACUGAUUCUUCAUCCAGCAAAGAGCAGACAUCAUCAUCUGCUACUCCAGGAGGUGUGGACAUUAUGGCAAAUGAAGACAUGAAAUUAACUGACUUAGAACUAGGAAAGCUGGCAAAUAAUAUCCAGGAAUUAUUGUAUAGUGCCUCAGAUAUAUGCCAUGAUCGAGCUGUCAAAUUUCUCAUGUCAAGAGCAAAGGAUGGUUUUCUUGAGAAGCUAAAUUCGAUGGAAUUCAUAACACUUUCUAGAUUAAUGGAAACCUUCAUUUUAGACACUGAACAGAUCUGUGGAAGAAAAAGCAUGUCAUUACUUGGAGCACUUCAAAGCCAAGCUAAUAAAUUUGUAAACAGGUUUCAUGAAGAGAGAAAAACCAAGCUCAGCCUCCUCUUAGACAAUGAGCGCUGGAAGCAAGCUGAUGUUCCUGCAGAAUUUCAGGAACUUGUUGAUUCUCUAUCAGAUGGAAAAAUUACUUUACCUGAAAAAAAAUCAGGGGCUACAGAAGAAAGGAAACCAGCAGAAGUUCUCAUUGUCGAGGGACAACAGUAUGCUGUUGUUGGAACUGUAUUGUUGUUGAUAAGAAUUAUCCUUGAAUAUUGCCAAUGUGUGGAUAAUAUCCCAUCUGUUACUACUGACAUGCUUACUCGUCUGUCAGAUUUAUUGAAGUACUUCAAUUCAAGAAGUUGUCAGUUAGUUCUUGGAGCUGGUGCACUGCAAGUUGUUGGACUAAAAACAAUAACUACAAAAAAUUUGGCUCUUUCUUCACGUUGUUUGCAGUUAAUUGUGCACUACCUUCCUGUGAUCCGGGCCCAUUUUGCAGCCCGGCUGCAGCCUAAGCAAUAUAGCAUGCUUAGGCAUUUUGAUCAUAUCACUAAGGACUAUCAUGACCACAUAGCUGAAAUAUCAGCUAAGCUUGUAGCGAUAAUGGAUAGCUUAUUUGACAAACUGUUAUCUAAGUAUGAGGUGAAAGCUCCCGUUCCUUCUGCCUGUUUCAGGAAUAUUUGUAAGCAAAUGACAAAAAUGCAUGAAGCUAUAAUUGAUCUCCUUCCAGAAGAACAAACACAAAUGUUAUUUUUAAGAAUUAAUGCAAGUUACAAACUCCACUUGAAAAAGCAGUUAUCUCAUUUAAAUGUGAUAAAUGAUGGAGGACCUCAAAAUGGGUUGGUCACAGCAGAUGUAGCUUUUUACACUGGAAAUCUUCAAGCCUUAAAAGGCCUUAAAGAUUUGGACCUAAAUAUGGCUGAGAUCUGGGAACAGAAGAGGUGAUGAUAUACUGGAAAACUGGGUAGCCCAUCUGACCAUGGGAUGUAUGUGUUUAUGAAGAAAAUAUGGAUGCUUAUGAUUCAAGAACUGAACCUGGAACCCAAAAUGAACUGGGGUAGGGAAAUGGGAAAAGGAAAGUAUCAGUGUUGGGAAACUGGGAUUCAGUGGGAUCUACAAGGAAUGCCAAUUUUGUGCUUCCUUCAGUGAGGAAUAACUGAUCAGGUGUCUAUAACAUUUUUCAUUCUCUCUGGAAACAGACUCAGGUUUCUUUGGACCAAAUCCAAAAGAACACAUAGCUGUAACACAGCUGUAGUUGACUAGAAUGCUCUGUAUACUUUAUAUUAAAAAAUGCUUUGCAUUUCUUCAGUGCAAUGAAAUUCAUAUGGUGUCCCACCUUAUUUAAUGAUGGUACAAUUUAAAAUAUUAAAAUCUUAGUCAACUUCUGUAGAAAGUUUUCUCUAUGAAAGUAAAGCUGUUUGAAAAUUAUUUUUUUACAGAUCUUUCUAUAAAAAAUAAACAUCUUUUGAUUGCUUGGA